This is a messenger RNA of Dentiscutata erythropus, 651 nucleotides long. Lineage: Eukaryota; Fungi; Glomeromycota; Glomeromycetes; Diversisporales; Gigasporaceae. The record is from the annotation of a GenBank genome assembly.
AUGCCCUCACCUGGACGUCAUUGUAACAAAAUUUCUAUGCCGAUUGUAUUUCUUCCAACUAGUUUUAAUUAUGCUUCAGUAUAUCAGGAUUAUGUUCAAGCUUAUAAAGAUAAGCAUGGGAGCGAUGCUCGUAUUAUGUCUGAAUCAACUUUUACCAAUAUCUGGAAAUCAUUAAUCUCAUCUCUUCAAUUUAUGUCUGCGAAGUCUGAUUUAUGUAAAACUUGCAAAAUAAUGAAAAUGAAUAUUCAAUACACUAUGCAGUAUGAAAAAAAAUUAGAACUAACUAAUGAUUAUUUGGCACAUUUAAAUCAUGCACAAGAAGAACGUGACUAUUAUAAUGUUAAUAUUGUAAAAGCUACUGAAGAUGGUAAACGUAAUUCAAAUAUAGUUAAAUCUCAAAUAUCAUUUAAAAUCUUUGAUAGGUGUACACAUAUUGCGUAUGAUUGGGCCCAAAAUGUGCAAAUACCUUAUUCACCGCAGCAAAUAGGAGCCUUAUAUAUUAAAAGUUCUCGAAAAGUUCACUUAUUUGGCGUUUGCAAUACUGGUAAUUUUCCACACACACAACAAAUAAACUACCUAAUCGAUGAAGCUGAAAUGCCUGACAAUGGAAAGCAAGGAAAAGGUUUAAACUGUACUUUAAGUUUAGUUUAG